UUCACCCUGUGACAUUAAAGUACAUUGAAACAAGUUACAUUCAAUUUUUACAUGGUCUGUGCCAGGAACAGGACCCAGGUCCAUCUGAAAUAAACAGUGACCUGCAGGAACAGGCAGAUGAUCAUGACGAGGAGCAGUCAGCUACUCAAACUGAGGGGAUCCGCCCUGAACACCCCUUGGAUGGCCCGUACCAGCCCAGUCCAAGGGAAAUUGAGCCACAAACACUGCUGAAUCGGACUCUAAAGUUCCAGGAUAGUUGGUAUCAAGCAUUCCCUUGGCUGCAUUACAGCCAGCAAGUGAAGGGGGUUUUGUGUUUCCAUUGCAUGACUGCUUUUGCAAAGCAAAAAUCAACAUUGGCCAAAUGUGCUGAACAAACAUUUAUCUCGGCAGGGUUCCGAAACUGGAAGAAAAGUAGGGAAGCUUUCAGCAGACACCAAAACUGCAAGGCACAUGCGAUUGCUCUGAAUACACAGCCACACAUACCGCAUUCUAUUAGAAUUCAACUGUGCAGCCCUCUAGCAAGGGCUCAAGAGGCAGCCAGGUUGGCGCUUUUACAAAUUGUAGGUGCUGUGAGGUACCUCUCAAAACAGGGCUUGGCUCUUAGAGGCCAUUCCAAGAAGGACGGAAACUUCCAGAGUUAUCUCAGAGAUAAGGCGGAGGAUGACCCCAACCUGGCAAGCUGGCUGGAGAGAGAGCAUUCCUACACAAGCCCUGAAAGCCAAAAUGAGAUACUGAGCAUCAUGGGUAAUAUUAUAAUUGGGGGGAUAGCCGCAGAGAUUUCUGCCUUACCUGUGCUGCAGUACUCCCUUAUAAUGGAUGGAACACAGUAUGUCAGUGGCACUGAGCAGAUCUCCAUCUGCCUCCGCUAUGUGGACCAAGAGCUGGAGCCAAGGGAGGAGUUUGUGGGCUUGUACGAGGCCUCUUCCACAACUGGCGAGCAUCUCUGGAGAAUUGCCUCCGAUGUGCUGCUCCGUCUCAAUCUUCCACUCUCGGGUCUUCGUGGCCAAACCUAUGACGGAGCAGCAAACUUGUCGGGGAACCUAUCUAGGAUGCGAGCUUUGGUCCGAAGCGAACAGCCGCUUGCCAGUUUUGUCCACUGUGGUCCUCAGUUUGUGAACCUGGUCAUACAAGCAACCUGCUCAUCCACACCAGUUGUGAGUGAUGCUCUCCAGUGGAUCCAUGACCUGGGUUGUUUGUUUGGCCAGUCUGGGAAAUUCAAAACCAUCUUUAAACAGAUAGCCAUAUCUGAAAAUGGCUCACUCACCACCAUUAAGCCGUUGUGUGCCACCAGAUGGACUGUGCGAACGCCAGCGAUCAAGUCUGUCCUCACCCAAUACGAGGUGAUCUUGGUUGCACUGGAGGAGAUGGCUUCAGCGAAAGAGGAAGUCUUAGCUCCUCGAGCAAGUUGCCUUCUUGACCAACUCCAGAAAGGAAACGCAGUACUUGGCCUUCUACUUGGGCAGGAUAUUCUCUUGAAACUUGAAGGUCUCAAUAAAAGCUUGCAUGGGAGAGCAGUAACAAUUGGAGCGAUGUUACAGGCUGUCGAUUGCACAAAGAAAGCGUUUGUGGCACAGAGAACGAGCGAGACAUUCAUGAGGCUUUACUGGAGAGCUGUGGAAUUCACAACAUCUCUCGAUCUGCAGCCAAUAAAUCUACCACAUGUACGGAAACCAUCAAACCGAUAUGAUGGGCCUGCAAAUAGUCCCACCUCGUCUUCUGCAGAGGAAUAUUUCAGGGUGCAGUUUUUCUCUGCCAUCGACACGGCAAGCAUGCAGCUGGAUGAGAGAUUCAACCAGGAGAGCCUUGGCAAUUUGGCCAUGUUGGAGCAACAGCUACUGUCUGGGGAAAUUAGCGAGGUAGUAGAGCUCUACCCAGAAUUGGAUGCACAGCUGCUGCCAGUGCAACUAGCUAUGCUGAAGGCAAAUAACAAGUUCAAUACUAGUCAGGAAGUCAGUAAUAUCUUAAAGACCAUGGUACCAGAAGUUAGGCGGCUGUUUCCCCAAGUGGAGGCUCUCGUUAGGCUGUUGCUUGUGGUCCCAGUGUCUUCUUGCAAAGCUGAACAGAGCUUCAGUGCGCUGCGCCGUUUGAAGACUUUGCUCCGCUCCACGAUGUCGCAGUCACGACUCAACAGCGUAUCAGUCUGCCAUGUCCACAGGGAGAAGCUAGAAAAAAUAACCAGGAAGGAAAUAGCUACUGCCUUCAUUGGCACAUCGGAGAGGCGUGCACAUUUGUUUGGGACAUUUUAAUAGGCAGAAUUGGCAAUAGGCUUACGUUUGUUAGUAUUUAGUACCUGUUUUGUGUUCUGCUAGAAUUUGCAAUCAAAAAGCUGUGUUUCUGGGUUAUUUUUGCAAUCAAUUAAAAAAUAUGCUGAAUUGCCAUCCUUAUCUGGUCAGAGUUCUUACUUUGGCAUUUUCACAACAACGUAGUGCACCCAGCUAUUUUCAGUCCACACAAAGGCACUUGCAGCAGGUCUGGAGCUCAACAGGGUGGCCUAGAGAAGGACCAAAAUCAAAUGGGUGGGCAUCCGUGUCAGAUAUAUAACCACUAGGCCUACACACUUGGAAUUUUGUAACACUAGCCCAUUAAUAACAAGCUUGGAGACAUAGUCUUCUCGCUCACCCGUUUGAAUCUACUCUCUGAUCAAAGAAGCUUUUUUAGGUUAGCCACAGGCUGCAAUUAAUUGCUUACGAACAAAAACAUGCAAAUGAAAUGUCACAGCACCAACAACUUGACUUUGCAGUUUUCCUCUAGAAUCUUUUGUAGCAGUGGUGCUGUGAGUUGUGCAAAAUAAACAACCUUUAAAUGGUUACUUCUAUUGAGAUUUUUUAGGGAAAAAUUUACAGAUUGAGCUUUCAAAUAUGACAUAACAACAGACGGAGUCACGGUAUCUGCUGAGACCGGAUCAUUGUGCAAAUUUUUAUUUUUUAUUUUAUUUUGCAGUGGCGCUGGCCAUCCAGCAGCCGCAGUGCGACGCUGCUGAAUGCAUAUAGGGGAAACACUGGACUUUGUUAAGUCAACACAUGGGAAGGCUGGGCGAGGGUAGAGUAGCAUUAACGUUACCGUCCCUAUUGAACUCAUCUGAACUCUGACUGCAUCUAAUGAUAAAAUUAUGUAAUGCUGUGAACUCCGAAGUAAGUAACGCAAACAGCCGGCGGUUCCAACUUUACUGUGGCAGCUAGGCUAGGUCUACCUGGCUUCUAGAAGCUAAUGUUGGCUAGGGUCAAGUUCAAUGAUAGAACUUAGAAACUAUCAAGAUGACUUGCUCGCUGCCCUCGGUCAAAACUACCACAAAAGAGGUUUUACUAAUAGUCAAAAAUAAAUAUAAAUACGUUACCUCCACCUCUCCUAAAAUGCAGGCGGCAACUGCAGCAGAUUGUCCAUUGAAGCAAAACAGUCAGGUUGCAUAGAGAAGUAGUCCUUAGAAGGGAAGGCACAUUGUUUUCAGCUGCAUAACUUACAUUAUGUCAUCAUCCAAUCAUGUGCGAUUCCCAUUUAAAAGUAACAAGCUCUAUUGGCAGACGGGUGCCACCCAACCGUCCCCCAUCCAAGAACUGAUAACAAUGUUAAAAUUGUUAAACUGUUGACAGAGAAUCAUGUACCCCUUGGCUACCUAAUAGCAGUAUGGCUGUGUUCCGUAUCCGGAUAGACUUUUUGUGGAUUUGUUGGCAUCUGUCAAGAAUUAUAUGUGCUAUGAACUCAUCUUUUUUUUUUUUACUGAAUUCAACUCGAGUCAAUUUUUUAUUUUUUAAUAAUUGGUGGGUACAAGAUGAAUCUUGAUGAAAACUGGUAGGUACGCGUCCCAAGCGAAAACGACUCCUAUGGAUGCAAUGCUCCCCCAAUUUGAGUAUUCGGUGUAGGUAAUAGAAGAUAAAAAAAUAUUAAAAUCCUUCUCCAUCAAUCCUCUAUGGACACACCUGCUUGACUCCAAGUGGAAUCGGGAUUAUGUAAUUAAGAAAAUAAAAUAGUAUUACUUGAAACUUGUAACGUGUUUUUUUCAACACAAUCCUUGAU
Messenger RNA from Gadus chalcogrammus (walleye pollock), 4011 nucleotides. RefSeq names its product zinc finger MYM-type protein 1-like. Gene Ontology annotation, molecular function: protein dimerization activity. The record is from RefSeq and is a predicted model, not a curated record. The transcript has 2 exons. The coding region runs from base 324 to 2246 and encodes 640 amino acids. NCBI's taxonomy places the organism in Eukaryota, Metazoa, Chordata, Actinopteri, Gadiformes, Gadidae.